GUGCAGCUCAUUACGUUUGAUCCAUGCGGGUUUGGUGCGCUUUUGCUCGGCACUUGGCGGACGGACGCGCAGAGCAGCCAGACAUCUGCUGCUCCUGCUGCUGAUUCCGCGGGUUCUCCGUUCAUCUCAACCCUCCUCCGGUGUCCGGUAAAAACAGUCUGGGAUUCCUUCACUGCACGGUCGGGAAUGCGCAUCUGGACCGGAGAGCGUCCCGGGGACAAUUACGCGUCGAAGCGCUCCGCUGUAGCUCUCCCGCUCCUCCUGCUCCCUCAGAGGAAAUAUUAACACCGGUAAAGGAGUAUUUUGGACAGAAUGGCAGGCGCAAAGUGCCUUCUGAAAACGCCGAGUAACUUCCAGUCAUCUGCCAUGUUUGAAGGCUCGGAGGCAGUGGAGGUGGAGGGAGGCAACACGGAGAGCACCAUUGCUUCGUCCAUCAGCGCCUGUAAGAAGGUACUGUGCAGCAACAGCGUGCUGGACUCGUCCGAGUACUGGCUGAGAAAUGAGAAAGCUCUGUGUCGACUGGGCCUGCUGGAUGACGACAUGGAGGGCAGCUGCACCAUGAUCUGUUUUGUAAAUCUGGACCCUCAGAAAACAGACUGUCGUGAUGACAAAAGCAUCAAGAAACUGGCAUCAGUGUCUCCAGACCUGCCAAAGCUUGUUGAAUUACUGACUGUCCACCAGCCGAAAGAAAAUGAGAUCUUGCUGCUCGGUGGCCUCGAAGCCUCAGAUGCUUGCCAGUCACACCCACACUCCCCCCCACAGGGUGGGCAACAGCAGCACAGAAGUGCAGGAGUGUGCUUGGUUCAGUGUUCAGGGAAGAGGCGCUCCACACCACCUGGCAGCAUCAUCUUUGAGAUCAACAAGUUCCUGAUUGGCCUGCAGUGGGGAAAAGAGCGGCAGUUUCAGCAGGGCCGAGUCGCUGGUCAGCGGAUCGAUGAUGACACCAAUCGCUCCAUCUCCUCCAUAGAAGAAGACUUCCUGACUGCUUCAGAACACCUUGGAGAUGACAGCGAGGAUGAUGGCUUCAGAAAUGAGCCAGAGAGUGGUGACCUGGGAGAGAACUUGGUAGAGGCUGCACAGAAACACUGUGUCAGACUUGCAUGUCACAGGGGACAGCUGAACAAGGAGGAUACUGAGGUGAAGAAGGAAGGUCACCAGCACGCAAGCAUCCAGACUAAGGAAUCAGCUGGUCACUAUGCCACCAAUCUGGCCGAGUCAGUACUGCAAGAUGCCUUCAUACGACUUUCUCAAGAUGAAACAUCCUUUGUUUCCGAGGCAGCUGUCAGUGUGUCACUCUCUAGUCGCCCUUCCAAAAGCAACAGUCCGUCAAAGACCAAAGAGCCUUCUCAGCAGCGCACCUGCUCUUUUGAACUACCUAAAAUUGUCAUAGUCCAGAGCCCAGACAGUUCUGAUGGAGCUGGAGAAUGGCCAGAGACCCAGGUGUCUCAUGGACCCGACCACAAUAUCACUGCCAAAGCCAGAGAAAUGCCACAGACUGGGACACAAUCUCACAUUCUGCACCACAAUGGAGGACAUGCAUCCAAACAUGUAGAAGUGGCUUUGGCCUGCGCUGCUAGUAUUAUUGGCACCAUUACUACCCCACAGCUAACAGAACAACUUGCCAUUGAAUCUGUUUCAGAAGAGGACACAGAAGAGGAGAUGCAGGAACAAGAGGAGAGAGGUGACUAUUCCUUCUCCUCAGCUAUGUGCGGCAUGGCUCAGGUAGCCGGUGCGGUAGCAGCUGUGGAGCUAACAGAGGAAUCAGGAGAAGCUGGCGACUCUGAUGCAGAUUCCACUGAAGUCUACUCAGCAUCACAGGGUCUUAUGUCUGCUGCCAAGGCUUCUACUGCCUUCACAUUGCACUGCAGUAUCGCAGAGGGUACCAGCGUUGAAGCAUUUCGUGCCAACAUUGCCGAAGUCUUGCACAGGGAAGCAGCUGAGGUGCUGACUCAACCACAAGGCUACAGGAGUGUAGCUCACCUGCUAGAGACCACACAUAAUAAGAUAGUAGACGGGAUAACAUGUCCAAAAAAAUGCUACAUGGAUGAAAGAGAGAUGGAUGACUUAAUAAAUGAGGUGGCAGACAGCCUAUUCAAGCAUGCUUUAGAGAAGGCAAAAAAGAAAAAGGAACUCGAGGGUGCUGGAAAAGAUGCGCCAAGCCUUCAGGUGUUUAUGCAAGACAGUGUAAACAAUUUGCUGUUUGAUAUUCUGUGCCUGACACAGAAAAAAAUCAGUCACAUUUCAAGAUGUGACCAAGGGUCAAGUGAAACACAAGAGGGUGACACUUGUGCAAAAGAGCUUGCUGCAAGCAAGGAUCCAUUAGGUCCAUUACAGUGCUUAAUUGGCCAUAGUCAGUCCACUAAUAGUGAGAGCCACAGUGGCAUGCUACACUGCACAGAUAAGUUUUCAGCGGUUCAAGGCCUGAAGCAGAAAUACAUGCUUGAUGAAAGUGAUCUUAUUGCAUGUUCCACCACAGUCAACAACAAAGAGCAACAGCAGCAGUCAUUAUGCAGACAAAUUCAGUCCAAACACAUCUCCUUGCAGGCCAAAGACUUGUCUGACUACCAGCAGAUCCAGCAGGGCAGUGGUGCCAUCAGAGAACCUUUAAGUGAAAUCCCACUUCACAGCACAGAGAGGAGGGGCCGAUUAGGGACAAGCAGCGACAGUAGACAGUCCUCCCUCACCCCCCAGUCCUCCCUCAACUCUUGCAGUUCUCUACUCUCUUUCAGAAUGGACUCGGAAUCCAGAACACCUAUUACUUGCUAUGCUGAUGAUUUGGCUGCUACAGUAGUGUCUAUGGCCACAGAACUAGCAGCCAUCUGUCUGGAAAACUCUACUGGGAAGCAACCCUGGUUCUGUGCUCUUAAAGGUGCAUCAACCGAAGGGCCGGAAGCCUACUUGAUCCCUGCUUGCCGAACAGUGCUCAGGAGAAAAGAUGGCCAGAACAGCAAUGCAGCCUCCAAAAAGCAUCGGGCACCACGCCUCAGUGAGAUUAAAAGGAAAACAGAGGAACAACCAGAGCUAAUGGAGCGGCUGGUCAACCGGGUUGUGGAUGAGUCCGUUAACCCUGAUGAACCACAGGACCCAUUUGCUCUGUUUGCCUCUGAAGUCACAGCCAGGAUCAUGAACUGCCCUGAACUCAAUGUGGUGGAUACCUCCAAAACAGGCCAGCAACGCAGCAGGUUGCAGUGUGAGAGGUGGAGCCGUGGCAAGGCAUCUAGUUAUGAGAGCAUUCCAGAAGAAGAUGCAGACCCCUCAGGAACGCCCAACACCCUGGGCCCUGGCAGUCGGUUAGGUCAGAACUUGAGUCGUGGUAGCUCGAUCUCUAAGCAGUCCAGUUGCGAGAGCAUCACAGAUGAGUUCUCACGGUUCAUGGUUAACCAGAUGGAGACUGAAGGCAGAGAAUUUGACCUUCUGCUGGACUACUACGCAGGAAAAAAUGCCAGCAACAUCCUUGCUGCAGCUGUGCAACAGGCUGCAACGAAGAAAAAUGGUCACCUUAAUGUCAGGACCUCAUCCUGCCUGUCGAAACAAUCCAGCACAGAGAGCAUCACAGAGGAGUUCUACAGAUUUAUGCUUAAGGAUAUGGAUAAGGAAAACAAAGAAUAUGGCAUUGCCAAGACUAAAGAGUGGAGCAACAGCCUCUUCCCACCUUCUCCAAGAACGCCCUUCUGUAUACGACAGUCUUCUGUCCCAGACCGACGUUCCUCAGACUCACGACUGACUGUCAACUCACCCAUUAAAGCCAACUCCUUUGAUGGAUUUGCCCGCAAUGUGCAUGGAGACACACUAAAUAUCUACCCUGCCAACACAGUGUCAGCCACAGGACUGUGUAAGUCAGACUCGUGCCUCUAUCAAAGAGGUAAAACUGACCAAAUUACUGAUAUGCUGAUUCAUGAGACCUGGUCAAGUUCCAUUGAGUCCUUGAUGCGAAAAAACAAGAUCAUUGCUGAUCCAGAGGACAGUAUUGAGUUGGAGGCUGCAGGAGACUCUCAGCCCCAUGUGCAGCAAUUUGCAAAUCGCUUGGCAGCGGACAUUGUAGAUAUUGGCAAGUCUGCACUUGGGGGACAGCAGGAUGUAGCUGGGGGUUUGCCUGGGUUGCACCCACGGCCGUAUAUGCCUGUUGGCGAGAAAAGGAGGGGGUUCAAACAAUCUCAUCUAAGUUGCAGUAGGAGUAGGUCCAGCCAGGAGCAAGCUGUCACUGCAGUAGGAUCUGGGGCAAGUGACAUCGGUGCACCCUGCACGAGGGGCCCCAGAGAUGUGCCGCUGAUCCACAUUGAGGGAGAUCAGAGGGAUGAAGAGAAUCUUUUAAACCCUGAUAGGACAGGAGGAGGACCUCAAGAAACAUCAUCAGACAUGUCAGCGAACAAGCGCACAGAGAGAGCUACUGCCAACAGCAGCAGCAGUGAGAGGGACAGGCCAGCUGUGGCGGUGGCUGCAGUAGUGAAGAGGGACAAGCGUUCUAUGAGUGCUAGCAGUGAAGAGAGCAUGGGGAGCUGGUCUCAUAUAACCCCCGAGGAUGACCCCCACGAGGAGACCAGUAGUUUUAUCCAGCUGAGCGAGGGGAAUGGGACAAGCAGCACAUCUAGCUUAGGCCUUGCAGACCUGGAUGCUUUUUCUGAUGUGCCCACUCAGAGCACAGUAAUCAGUGAGGAAACUGAGAAAGUCCACCUGGCAGGAGCCAAGGAGAGUAUCUAUGAGGGCAGUUCAGCGAGGACAGCAGGCGGUAGUGCCAACCUCAGGGAGAUGUUGGUGGUAAACUGUGACCUCGAGCCAGAGUGUGUGGACUCCGAGCUCAGAGUGGCUCUGCAGUGGAUCGCUGCCUCCGAGCUGGGCCUUCCCGCUCUCUACUUCAGGAAGUCCAAAGAGACAAGGCUUGUGAAGUUCCAGAGGGUGGUCCACCUGAUGUCUCAGAAGUCAUGGCGGAUUGCAGACUUAUUCAGCGCUGUGGUUCAGUUCUGUAAGCUAGCUGAAAAAGAGGAAGAAGCAGGCCGGUCUCUCCAGUCCAGCCUGUUUGAUUGGCUUUUGGAGACCCUUUAGGACUUACUAACCUCCUCAUAUCGCAGACAAAAAAACAAAUGCUCACUCAUCUCUCACAUGUUCCUAACUGUUUGCCCCAUCAUGUCUCAUCACACCAAGUGUCUCCUACUGCAAGCUGAAAGCACCAUGCAAUCAGCAUACUUGAGAAAUUCAUACCUCUCACCUCGUCCAUUAAGGUUGUGUUUUUUCUUUUGUCUUUUGUCUUGUUUGCAGCUAUGAAUGGACCAAUCUCCCUUUAACAAGAGCAUGUUUCAGACUUACUUCUCUUACACUCAAACAGCGCAAACUCUUGGUAUAUGGGUUGGACAUUCCUGAUGGGAAUGAACUAGCCCUGAGGUGAUUAUAGUCGGCAGGUUUUAACUGCUCCAGAUUAUAUAUAAAUAUAUAUUUAGAGACUCUCACAGCCAAAUUAGGUUUAUUUAUUUAUUCCAAAUGAACACAUGUGAAGCAAAUUACCUACAGAACACAGGAGAAUCAGACUGAAUUCUCCCCACAACUCGACAUGCUCAAACCUUUUGUAUUAAAACUACUUUAUAAAAGAGGCUGUUAAAAUGUAAGCCCAGAAAAGCUCUUUCAGUAUCUUCUGAUAGCCACUUAGAAGUACACAUGUGCUUUACAUAAUCAAAACAUCCAUGUCUUUGUUGUGUUCAUUGGCCAACAUACCACCUCUCUUGUGACUUAAAUUCAGUUCCAAGUAAGUAUCUUAUUUUGUUCAUGUUACUGGAGAACUGAUUAUUUUGAAUAGCUGUAUUGUAUAUACUGUAGAUUUGGAACUGCUGCACCUUGGAGUAGUGGACUGCUCUAUUUAGCUUUUACUAUGUCCGAAAGACAGAGUAAGGUUUGUAAUGUUGAAUUUGUAUGUGGAUUUGGUCUGUUUAUUUCUCUACUUAGUGGUAAUCUAGUGUUAUAUCAGCAUUGGGGGAAAAAAGCACACAAUUCAGCUGUAAACUCUGUCACAGUAGAACUGAAUGUAUUUAUCUUUUGACAUCAAUAAAUUUCUGUGAUGUGAAAUACA
Acanthochromis polyacanthus (spiny chromis) is the source of this 6055-nucleotide messenger RNA. RefSeq names its product SPHK1 interactor, AKAP domain containing (gene sphkap). The record is from RefSeq and is a predicted model, not a curated record. Lineage: Eukaryota; Metazoa; Chordata; Actinopteri; Pomacentridae. Gene Ontology annotation, cellular component: cytoplasm. The transcript is spliced from 12 exons. Gene Ontology annotation, molecular function: protein kinase A binding. The coding region runs from base 313 to 5040 and encodes 1575 amino acids.